CUCCUUGAUCAAGGGUGGACUGCAGCUCAGUGGGACGAAGUCCAGAGCAGAGGAGCUAUAUAUUGCUAUACCCCCGGACAUCAGCAUUGGCAUCAUCAUUAGACAGAUAGACAGCUACCGCCAUGACGAUUUACCAGCAUAUAUGACAACAAGAUGAUUUAGUAUGACAGCAGAAAGAUUAGGCAUAUUAUCAUUAAAUAUUAUAAUAUACACCAAACAAAAGAAAUGGGACAUUUCACCAAGUUUCUUCUUUUACUAUGGAAAAACUAUGUAUUACAAAAGCGGAAGAAGAUUGUGACCAUUCUAGAAAUAGGUAUUCCAACUGUGUUCUCCUUGAUCCUGAUAUUUGUGCGUCUGCGAGUAGAUGGCCAGCAAGUCCCAAAUCCUGUUACUUGGACAGAAUGCACAGCCUUUAGGGACAUUGACUUCAUGCAAUUACCACAUAAGGUAGCUUAUGCUCCAAACAACAGUGUGACUCAUGCCAUCAUCCAGAGAGCCAAGAAUUUCCUUCCUGAAAUCGAUUGGGAUCAUGGGUUCCGAACGGAAGCAGAAAUGGUGGACUUUGUACAAUUUGUCAACAGGACUGGUAACAUAACCUAUGUUAACAACACUCGUGAUUACCUGGGAGGAAUCGCCUUCACUAAUAUGUUCCCCACAGGGGCUUUGCCUCGUGACAUUCGGUACAAGAUACGUCUUGAUUCAGUACCGAGGCUUUCUCAUUCACGAUUCCGCCUAAACCCAUUCAAGAUGGACACCAGUUGGUACACACAGUUUAUGUUUCCUGUAUAUCAACGAGUUGGACCCCGAGAGAUUAGCGAAAAAUGUGGAGGGUCACCAGGUUAUGUAAGAGAAGGAUUCGCAGCCCUCCAGACAGCCAUCAACAAAGCAGUGAUUGACCUCCAGGGGACCUUGAGUAACAGGAGUGAAUACAAUGGCGAUAUAGAGCUAGGAUUACGACGUCACCCUUACCCUCCUUAUAAUGACGACUACUUUGUCCUCGUUAUACAACAGCAGUUUCCACUCAUCAUCAUGCUCAGCUUUGUGCUUGUCGCUCUCAACAUUGUCAAGGACAUAGUUCAUGAAAAGGAAAAGAAACUGAAGGAGUCAAUGAAGAUGAUGGGUGUGAGUAAUUGGUUACACUGGUCUGCUUGGUUCACCAAGUAUUUCCUGUUCUUAUUGGUAACAGUGUCCAUCAUGACCGUAUUCUUCUGUGUCAAGACGUACAAGGGACGGGUCAUUGGUCUGACUGACCCCUCACUGCUUUUCGUCUUUCUCAUGCUGUAUGCUGUUGCAACAAUUUCAUUCUGUUUUGCUAUCAGUGUCUUCUUCAAGAAAGCUAACUCAGGAGCUGCAGCAGGUGGCAUCCUCUUCUUUGUAUCCUAUAUACCCUACUUUUUUCUGGAGCCCCGCUAUAACACAUUUACCUGGGGACAGAAGAUAGCUGCAUGUGCUGUAUCCAAUAUAGCAAUGGCCUAUGGAGGAGCCGUGAUUGGCAUGUUUGAAGGCACAGGUACUGGAGUUCAGUGGGACAACUUCACCAAGGGUGCAUCAAUAGAUGAUGACUUUGCAAUGUCCCACAUUAUGAUAAUGCUGGUGGUAGACACAGUGGUAUACAGCCUCAUUACAUGGUAUGUGGAGGCCGUGUUUCCUGGCGAGUAUGGUGUCCCUCAGCCCUGGUACUUCUUUCUUACAAGGACAUACUGGUGUGGUACAUCAGCUGUCGAGGACAUUCCUGAUGACAAGAGAAUCUGUAUUGGCCAGGAUCCCGAUUACUUUGAGCCUGACCCCCAGGGCAUACCAGCGGGGAUACAGAUACGCAAUCUGAGAAAGGAGUUUGGUAAAGAUGAGAAGCGGAAUAUUGCUGUUGCUGGAAUGUCCCUGGACAUGUAUGAUGGCCAGAUAACUGUACUCCUGGGUCAUAAUGGAGCCGGCAAAACUACAACCAUGUCAAUGUUAACAGGCUUCAUCCCCCCGACAGGUGGAACAGCUUAUGUGAAUGGCUUUGACAUCAGAGAGGACAUUGCCAGUGUUAGGAAUAGCCUUGGACUUUGUCCUCAACAUGACAUUCUGUUUGAUACCAUGACAGUCGAGGAACAUCUCUGGUUCUUCGCUAAGCUGAAGGGCUGCCCAUCCAGUGAAGUAAAAGGUGCUGUGGAUGAAAUGAUCGAGAGUAUCAGACUGGAGAACAAGAGGCAUGUGAAGAGCAGCAAGCUGUCAGGAGGCAUGAAGCGCAAACUUUCUGUUGGCAUUGCUCUUAUAGCAGGGUCAAAGAUUGUGAUACUUGAUGAACCAUCAUCAGGGUUGGACCCAGAUGCCCGACGACAGAUAUGGACAGUUCUUCAAAAACACAGAGCAGGAAGGACAAUACUUCUAACCACUCACUUCAUGGACGAAGCAGACAUCCUGGGCGACAGGAUCGCCAUCAUGGCUGAUGGGGUUGUCAAGUGCUGUGGAAGUUCACUGUUCCUCAAAAACAAAUAUGGGGCGGGGUACCAUAUGGUGAUAGUUAAACAGCCAGAUUGUAAUGUAGAUAAUAUAUCCAAGUUGAUCAGGACAUAUGUACCGGCCGCCGAGAUGGAAAGUAACAUCGCAGCCGAACUCUCCUACAUACUGCAACAGGAGAGUUCCAGUAGGUUCUCGGACAUGUUCAAGGAUAUGGAGGCUAAUAAGGAGGAUCUGGGUAUUGCCAGUUAUGGGGCGUCAGUCACUACAAUGGAGGAAGUCUUUCUCAGGGUCGGGCACAGCAAUGACAGAUCUAUCUCAGACAAACUGAAGGGAAAAUUGACUGUCAACUAUCCACAGAAUGGCUUCAGUUUGGAUGCCUCAACCUCAUUCAGGCGAAGCAGUCAUAGCCUAGAUUUUAACAUUAAAUACAAUGUGAAUGGUAUGUUGACGAUUCAGCAGUUCUGGGCCAUGUUUGUAAAGCGAGCAAUCCACACAUUCCGUAACAAGCUGGUAACGAUAAGUCAGCUGGUGGUACCACUGUUCUUUACUCUUAUGGCUCUGAUUGUGGUGAAGACUUUUCCUGGUCCCGAGGACCUUCCCCCACUUACCCUCACACCAGACAGAUAUGGAGCCAACGACAUUGUGUACAGAGCGAGCCCGGGUAACAUUAGUGAGAACCUCAGUCAUUUCUACAGCAGUCAGUUUGAUCAAAGUUCUACAGAAACUGUGACUUCUGUCAAUGGUCAACCAGGAUAUAAUGCAACAUCUGACAUCAUAAAAUUUCUGGUGAAUACAGGAGAAAAAAGCAUUGGCCUGUACAACCUCCACUACAUGGUGGCAGCCGACUUCCAGCAGAUGUCAGGGUCAGAAAAGGUCAAGGCUACAGCUUAUUUCAAUGACCAAUCAUAUCACUCAUCAGUGAUAUCAUUGGCAACAGUUAGUAAUGCUGUGGUUCAGUAUGUCACAAACAGUUCUGGCUUCUCCAUCACCACAGUGAAUCACCCUCUCCCUCGCACCACUGAACAGAAGGUCAAACAGCAGAUAACGCAGGGUACGACUGGAUUCAUGGUUGCCUUCAAUGUUGUGUUUGGGAUGUCCUUCUUGGCCAGUAGUUUUGUUGUUUUCAUAAUCAAAGAGCGUGCCACUAAGUCUAAACACAUCCAGUUUGUCAGUGGUGUUCACUCCCUCAACUUCUGGGCCUCAACAUUUUGCUGGGACAUUAUCAACUACCUGGUGCCCAGUUUGUGCAUUCUAGUGACGUUUUGGGGGUUUGAUAUAGAAGCGUUUGUGACUGAUGACCACAUAGCCCACAUUCUGUUGCUGUUCCUGCUGUAUGGCUGGGCCAUGUUACCAUUCAUGUACCUCCUAUCCUUCUUCUUCUCCCAACCUGCCACAGGCUACGUCUGGCUUACUAUGUUCAACAUAAUUGCAGGAGUGGCAACAUUAUUAGCGGUGGGUAUCCUAGCGAUUCCCCAGCUGAACCUGGAGGACCUGUCCCAUGCCCUCGAGUGGGUGUUCUUGGUACUGCUGCCCAACUACUGUCUGGCUCAGGGACUGUCUGACUACUACGCAAACCAUGAAUAUCUGGGCAUCUGCCCUAACAUCACUGUCCUCUGUCCAGUCUUCCCUAACCCCUGUUGUGGAGCAACAACAGGCAGCUGUGGACCAAGUGGUUGUAUCUACUAUCGGAAUGACUUUCUGAGCUGGGACCAGGGUGGGAUAGGCCGUAUGUUGGUCUUCAUGGCUAUUCAAGGCGUGGUGUAUUUUAGUAUGAUCUUACUUCUGGAGUCAGGGCUGUUCCUUCGUUUCCUCUACCUCAUUGGCCAUCGUGACCAGCACAGGAGUAGAGCUGAAAGUGAAACUACACCCCUCCUCAUACAACAGGCCAAUACACCGAGGGCACGGCUAUACACAGAGAAUUCACUGGUACAAGAGGACACAGAUGUAGCGACAGAACGGGCCCGUCUGGCUAACACAGACACACAGCAGCUGUGUUGGGAGAACUCUCUAGUAAUGAAAGAGCUUACCAAGUACUAUGGGACCAAGCUUGCUGUUGACCGUAUCAGUGUGGGGAUUCCUCAGGGCGAAUGUUUUGGACUUCUAGGUAUUAAUGGGGCCGGAAAAACUACAACCUUCAAGACAUUGACUGGGGAUGAGAUCAUGACCUCAGGAGAGGCCUUUCUCAGAGGCUAUAGCAUAAAAAGUGAUAUUUCAAAGGUAAGGCAAAACUUGGGGUACUGUCCUCAGUAUGAUGCUCUGAUUGACCAGUUGACCGGCAGGGAGACGCUGUAUAUGUUCGCACGUCUCAGAGGUGUGCAGGAGUCACAGAUUUCUGAUAUUGUUAACAGUCUCCUGGACAUCCUGCUACUCACACCACAUGCUGAUAAGCUUGUAAAAGCAUACAGUGGAGGCAACAAACGGAAGCUGAGUACUGCCAUAGCCCUGGUGGGUAACCCACAAGUGAUAUUCCUUGAUGAGCCAACAACAGGGAUGGACCCAGUAGCCAGGCGCUACCUGUGGGACACACUUUCAAGUGUGAGAGACUCAGGGAGGACACUAAUACUCACCUCACACAGUAUGGAGGAGUGUGAAGCUUUAUGUACCAGGCUGGCCAUCAUGGUGAAUGGUCAGUUUAAGUGUUUGGGCAGUACUCAGCAUCUGAAGCACAGGUUCGGUGAGGGUUACACCCUACUGGCUAGAGUUGGAUAUACCCCGGAGGGAGACCUGGCACCAGUACGUCCACUCAUGUCUUACAUUGAACAAAACUUCCCUGGUUAUGAACUAAAAGACAUCCACCAGGGGUCACUCCACUACCACAUCAACAAUCGGGAACUCUCCUGGGCAGACAUCUUUGAGCUUAUAGAGGCAGCGAAGAUUCCUUACAAUAUUGAGGACUACUCUGUCAGCCAGACAACCUUAGAGCAGGUGUUUAUUAAUUUUGCAAGGUCACAGCUUCCUCCUCAAGAGGAAGAGGAAAGUCUAUGUCAUCGGAUGUGUCUCACUUGUCGUCCAGUUUGUUGUGUAUCAGCAGUUGACAUAGACUCCUGAGAUUGAUUUUAUAAUAGCACUGUUAAUCAGCCCAUGUAUACAGAUAACUACAGAAAUGGGUUAGACUACAUGAUACACUGUUCUCCUUGAUAGUAUAUUUCAUUAGUUUGCUGCCAACUUGUCCUGUGAUAAAUACUUGUAGCAAUUAUUAAGUUUGAUGCCAUUACAAAUGUUGUCUUUUAUUAGUAUUACUUGGUCAUCAUUUAGUCCGUGCAGAACUACUACACUUGUAGAGUGAUUUUAUCUGUACAUAUGUACAUGCACCCAUUCCAUUUCAUUUAAUGAAGCUAUGAUGAUUUCUAUUUUUUACAAUAUAUUGUUUUUAUAUUUCAGAGUAUUUUAUUUUGAAAAUGUGUGGUAUUAUAUAAAUUGUGUUGUGUA
This is a messenger RNA of Pecten maximus, 5874 nucleotides long. RefSeq names its product ATP-binding cassette sub-family A member 3-like. The coding region runs from base 226 to 5493 and encodes 1755 amino acids. The record is from RefSeq and is a predicted model, not a curated record. Gene Ontology annotation, molecular function: ATP hydrolysis activity; lipid carrier activity; ATP binding. The transcript is spliced from 21 exons. Gene Ontology annotation, cellular component: intracellular membrane-bounded organelle; membrane. Lineage: Eukaryota; Metazoa; Mollusca; Bivalvia; Pectinida; Pectinidae. Gene Ontology annotation, biological process: transmembrane transport; lipid transport.